This is a messenger RNA of Anopheles coustani, 5813 nucleotides long. RefSeq names its product sodium-dependent phosphate transporter 1-A (gene NaPi-III). Gene Ontology annotation, cellular component: membrane. The transcript is spliced from 7 exons. The record is from RefSeq and is a predicted model, not a curated record. Bases 2317 to 4416 code for a protein of 699 amino acids. Gene Ontology annotation, molecular function: phosphate transmembrane transporter activity. NCBI's taxonomy places the organism in Eukaryota, Metazoa, Arthropoda, Insecta, Diptera, Culicidae. Gene Ontology annotation, biological process: phosphate ion transmembrane transport.
GCGGUCUGACGGGUGUUUUCUUUUACCUUCGACAUUGGUGGCAAAUACCGUCCAACGGUAGCUUCCAGGUGUGCUUUUUCGUCCCGGUUGCAGGAAUUGACUGUGUGCCGUUAAUACACUUUCUCCGCACUCGCAUCAACCAGUGCUAACUGCUCGUACCGGUGACCGCUAAGCGCGGAGGGUAAUCGAUACGCAAAAAUCCCGGACCUCGGCCUUCUCUUGCUCCUCCCACACCCCCUACCACCAUUACCAGGGUGCGUGAUCGUUGGUGUGCCCAAUUGUUUCCACCUCCGGCAAAAAUCGACUGUAUCCUUGCAUCGCGGCAGGAAAACAAGCAGCAUCCCACAAACUGCACAAGACAUCAUAGUCAGCGAGGAAAACAGCAUACCGCGUGGAUCUCGUGCAUGCAGUUUGACGGUGACCGUGUGUUCCGCGUGUGCGCGCUUGUUCCGCGAGGCGAAAGUCGAGUGAGUUUGCUGCGAAAAUCAUCCCCGGCACUGAAAACGUUGCCCCGUUGUGGUUGAAAAUAUUUCGGCGGAGAAAAAAAAGAUAUGAAUAAAAACAUCCUACACAAAAUUCUAUCGCUCAAUUUGCCAAACAGUCGCAAGGUGCCGUUGUUCAGCUAAUCGUCGAUGCAGUAGAAUCGUGUUCUACCGCGAAACUCCGUGUGGACGUUGGAUCGAGUGUGGUGGAGAUAAACUGCGGCUGAAUAUCCUUCCGGAGAAACCCUACGAAAAUUACAACCCUUCAAAAACUUUCCAUUCCUUCCAGGACGAGACCCGUGGUGUGUGCUCUGCUGGGAUAGAGACAAUAAGCCUCUAACCAUUUUCGCCUGAGUUCCGUAGCGGACGGCCUUUCCUAAGGGUGCCUCGAGGGGUAGUCCUUUUUUUCUCUCCCCCCGGUUUGUAGUGGAUUAGAUCGAGUGUCAUUCUUCCGGCCUACGGAAGGGUGAAUCUCGGCUCGUGAGUGUAGUGUACCGCCGCCCACUUGCGCGACCGGGUAAGACCGAUCCCACCAGUCUCUGGGGCGAAAGCACCACAGCACACAAAAAACCCCCCCUUUUUUGAAACGAUGGCUGUUUUUACGAAACUCUGCCUACCGGACAUUGUCAAAUUAAAACGCUAGUUAGUAAACGCUGUUGUGUCCAUCUGCGCGUCCGUCGGUGGCCAUCGCUAGAAUUUACUAAUUUUAACGUUUUAUAAGGUACAAUAUCUUUGUUCUUCGUUUUGGUUUUUUCCAUUCUUUUCCGUUCGCACUCGCUCAUUAUUUGUAAUUGUUUGUGUUAUUAUCUCUCUUUUUCCUACGCAUUCACCAUUUGUGUGUGUGCGCGCGCGUAUACUUCUGCAUUAUUACUCACUUACCAUCUGCGCUCUGCCAAACGAUCCUUCCGAUUGUGAUACUGCUGGUCUACUGCAUCCGGUUUAGCCAGCCCUAAACGGAACAAGCUUCGAUUCACUUUCCAAUACUCUGCUCACCCGCAAUUUCAAUUUGCAGCGCAAAUUGAAAGCCUUCGCACAUCGGUGUCCUUUUUAAUUGCUCCUGUUUUUAGAGAGUCCGUCACUUAACUACUUACUUGCGUGUAGAUUAUAAUCCUACUUUAAAUUGCACACUCACAUACACAAGUUCGUAUUAGACAUUACUCCUAAAUACUUAAUAUAGUUUUUUUUAAACGCUACAUAAGGCUGGCACACUUUAGGAUUUGAGUGUGAAGAAUUUGGUAUAGGGGUGAAGAACACCGUUUGAAGCAAAACAGCGUUUGUUUUUUAAAGUGCCACUGGUGGGCCAUCUAAGAGGUAAUUUUGUGCGUUUCAAGAAGCACACAUUUUUUUUGUGGUAUUCCACAACACUAUUGUUGUUAGCAUUGCCGCCGAAAACGGAGGAUAGAACAAGGAGAGGAACGAAUUUUGAAUUCAAAAACCCAUUGGCAUCCAUUGUGAAGGCGUCAUCCCCUACGUUUGAACGUGUCUUGAAGACUUGCGAAUACUUCGUGGUUUGUUUUUUAAAGCUUCUAGAGUAAUAUACAACUUAAUAUACAAGCGGAAAAUCCCAUCUCAAGUAGUUUACUCCGAAGUGUCUUCGUACCGCGUGACAGGCGUAUUUAUUGAAAGGAUUCUUUCAAGCGGUUGUUUUUUUUUAAAGACUAGCUUAUCUCAAGAAAAGCACACUCCACUGUUUCGGUUGGUAGGGAGAUUUCCUUUACCUCCUCCUCACUCUCUCGUCUUCGGGGUUUUCGAAAGAAGCACCCAGCUGCAGCAGAUAUCUGCCUUAACUUGAACGUUUCCACGUGCAAAACCACACAAAGAGCACCCUCCCAAGAUGGAACCCUUCGCGCCCGAGAUCCUCUGGAUCGUGAUCCUCGGCUUCAUCAUAGCGUUUAUUCUUGCGUUCGGUAUCGGUGCGAACGAUGUGGCCAACUCGUUCGGUACGAGCGUUGGUUCUGGUGUGCUGUCGCUACGGCAAGCCUGCUGGUUGGCCACCGUUUGCGAGCUGGCUGGUGCGGUACUGAUAGGUUACAAAGUGUCGGAUACGAUGCGAAAAGGAAUUCUCGAAGUAGAGAUGUACAAGGGCAGCGAAACGGAACUGAUGCUCGGCUGCCUGUCGGCACUGGGCAGCUCGGCACUCUGGCUGCUGGUGGCCACAUUCCUCAAGAUGCCAAUCUCCGGCACUCACAGUAUUGUCGGCUCGACGAUCGGCUUCAGUUUGGUGGCCCGUGGCACGCAAGGGCUCAAGUGGAAGACGCUGAUGACGAUCAUCGGUUCCUGGUUCAUCUCGCCCGUGCUGAGCGGCCUGGUGAGCGUGAUGCUCUUCUGGACGAUCCGCAAGUUUAUCCUGAACGCGAAGAAUCCGCUCCGUGCCGGACUGCUCUCGUUGCCCCUGUUCUACGGCACGACAUUGGCUGUGAAUGUAUUUAGUAUCGUGCACGAUGGACCAAAAUUGCUGUAUAUGGAUAACAUCCCGGUGUGGGUAGCAUUUGUUGUCAGCAUAUCGCUCGGCGUUACCGUGGCCGUCCUGGUGCAGUUGUUUGUAGUGCCGUGGCAAAAGCGUAAGAUCCUCGCCGGCCAGGAUGGUGGUACGAACAAGACGCAGUUCAUGCUCGGCGACUCGGACGGUGACUCCUCGUCGAACGGAAGCCCGCGCCGACCGAAGCGUCCCCUCUCACUGGUGGCCAACGACGGAAAGGCCCUGCCAGCCAUUACCGAAACGACCGAACUGGUGUCGCUCUCAUCGCAACAGCAGCUGCAGCAGCAGGGGCCACAGAAUGGGCUGAUGAAGAAACUGUCCAGCGAGCUAUCGCCGACGGUUGGUGCCGGUGCUGGUGGGCCGUACGCCUUCCAUCCGGAGAUUGUGAAGAAGGCGAACAGCUUACUGAGUGCGCAGGACAAGACUAGCCUUGACAACACCGACCUGACCGUGACCAGUCUGAACUACAUCGAUGAGUACCAGUCGUACAACGGAAAUGGGCGCUUCCACCUCGGCACGUACUUUGACCGUCGUAAUAGUGCGAACGUCUCGCCAAAGUCACCCGACUCGGGUCAUCUCGUCAACGGUGGUCUAAAAGAACAACCAACUGUGAUCGCCUUGCAGAACGGCAAAUCUCCGACCAGCCCGAAAAGCGACAGCACGCUUCCGAUCACCGAUUAUACGCUGAUGCCACAGAACGUCCUGCUCGGUGGCGCGGAUGGAGACAUGAAGAAAGCGGAUUUGAGCAAAAUCGAGGCAGCCGCCGGACUGGAACACCCGCUCAUCAGUGCCACCCUAUCGCCGAACUCGAGCAAAGUACCACUGAUCAGCGCGAAGGAAGGCUCCGAAGAAGACAAUCGGACGCGGAAACCGGUUGAGGAGCCCGAAGACGUUUCGGCGCUGUUUUCCUUCCUGCAGGUGCUUACGGCCACGUUCGGCAGUUUUGCGCACGGUGGCAACGAUGUCAGCAACGCGAUUGGACCACUGAUUGCGCUAUUUAUGAUCUAUCGCGAGGGAUCGGUACUGCAAAAGUCUGAAACACCACUGUUGAUCCUGCUGUACGGUGGCCUGGGCAUUUCCGUCGGCCUGUGGUUGUGGGGUCGCCGUGUGAUCGAAACGAUCGGUAAUGAUCUCACCAAAAUUACCCCCUCGACUGGAUUCACAAUUGAAAUCGGUGCCGCACUGACGGUGCUGAUUGCCUCCAAGAUCGGGCUGCCAAUCUCAACGACCCACUGCAAGGUGGGUUCGGUAGUGUUCGUGGGGCAGGCAAACGCGCAUCCAGCCGCCAGUGAGGAGCAUAAGCAGCACCCGCAUCACGCCGUCACCGCACAGCAGAAAGCCGUCGACUGGGGUCUCUUCCGGAAUAUUGUGUACGCAUGGGUGGUUACCGUGCCAGUCGCAGCACUACUAAGCGCCGGUUUCAUGAUGGCAUUGCGAGCUAUGGUGCUACCGUAAGGAUCGAAAGUAAUUGGACACUAUGGAUGAAGCAGUACCGACGAUACGCAAAACACACAUUGACAGGAAAAAUCGAAAGCGCACUGAUACCCUUCCAGACCCAUCAUCAAUUCUAAACGCUGAGAGAGCGUGCAAGGCUCGCCAACAGCUGCAGAUACGCCAGAGAAAGCAAUGUGAGCGGAGUGAAGCAGUGAUCGCCGACGGCCAUCGAGUGUGUCACAUUAUCUUAUCUCCAGAACUUUAAGUUACUUAAGCACGUCCAUGUUGUUAGAUAUUUUUGUUUUAAACACGAUAGUUCGUGGCCUCCCCCAUCUCAGAAUCAUUUAUAUUUCAUUCACGAAAAAGUCACUAGUCUCCAGCAACAAAAUAUUACAGGGCUUUCGGAAUCGUCCGCAGGAGAUCAUAACCACCGUAUACGCUUUUCGGUGUUCAAGAAAAAUCAAGGAAACAUGAUUUUGAUUGGUUCCUACCAUUCCGGGAAAUUUAUAUUUUCUAAACAAACAAGCAAACAAUAAUUUUAUUUCAUUUAGUGGAGCACUAGCGUGUUAGCAUCAUCAUCCAAUUCAAUUUUUCCACAACCCAUUUCCAUUUUAGCUGUAAAUUGUAUCAUCGUUUCUCAUUAGCUCAUAGUUGGAAAGAAGAGAAAAACAAACUAACGGAAAGAGAAGGUAGCGUUAGGUAGGGGCACGUAACGAAGAGGAUCGAACCAACUAGACCUCUUCAGAGUGCGCGGAUAGUUUGCCAAGCAAAGCGAAACACGAAAGAACCCUAAAACGGAGUUAUUGGUGUUGGUGUGUGGAAAGAUGGCGCGAGGUAGAAGCAUCUGUUGCUGGACAAACAGAUAAGAAACACCCACAGCACACAUUUGGUAGAUGAAAGGGAAGCGGUGCAGCAGUUUAAGCAAUUCUGGCACAGGGUUACGUGAUAGAGCGGAAUGCUUGGUGAUUUGGUGCUACGAAGAUGUCCUUCGCAUGUGAUCACGUGCAAAAGGAUGGCACGAGAGAGGAGAAGCGUGCUAGAAAAUAGGUCGAUCUGAAAGAAAUAUAAUAUCCAUUUCAUCGAUCGACAAAAGCGUAGAAAAGACAAAAUAAAACACACACUUCACUGCGGGACAUCUUCCAAUAGAGCAUCACCAAAAUGGUAGAAAAUGACAGCAACUACUAACAACAGGUAAAACUCUGGCAAGAGCAGAUAAAAAAAGUAAUUCUCUAACAUAUUGAACGUUAGCGCCAUAGCGUAGUAAGAUCGAGCAGUAGCGUGUAGAGUGAGAUUAAUGUAGCAAAAUAAUGUGUCCGACCUUAGGCAGACAAGCGGAGAAGAUAAACAGAUUAAAAAACAACAAACUCAACAAAAAAAAAAAAUCAAAUGUCGUCCGCCUGCUUCGACAUUCGAAAAAG